This is a messenger RNA of Brassicogethes aeneus, 1523 nucleotides long. The record is from the annotation of a GenBank genome assembly. Lineage: Eukaryota; Metazoa; Arthropoda; Insecta; Coleoptera; Nitidulidae.
AAACACAGUACAGUCACAGAGGAAGCCGUUCGUGCGCCAGGUAGUUCGGUGUUUUUUCUUCAAUUGACUUGUGAGGGUUGCAGCCCUAAGAAAUACUUGUGGAUAUUGUUUUUUGAGUUGCUGGUCCGGUGUUAAAACACCAUGGUCGAGGAGGGACCCAACAUCAAACCUGUGCAAGGGGUUAACUACCCUGCCGUGGUAGGAUUAUGUCUGGGCGGCGCCGUGUUCGGCGUCAUCAUGAUGGCGGUGACGUACUACUGCUACAGGCGUCGCAGGAUGGCGAGCGGGAAGCGCAGCGGGCCCGACCAGCCUCUGGCCUUCCACACGCACCGCAGGCCGACCGCCGUGAAAAGCCCCGCGGGCACUGGCACGCAUUACCUGAAAAAGUCCCCCAGCCCCACUGGGCCGUCCAAGAAUCCGCCCGGUAUGUCCAACCCGCACACUCCGAGUCCCACGGGAAGCGUCGUCGGGCCUCUGGAGAGCGGCGUAUCGAGCCACAACCACAACGUGGUUAUGAUGCAUCAGGAGAACAAAGUGGAACUCCAGCCCGCCAUGAAGGACGUCUACACUACCGAAAUGGAAACUUCAAAUGGAGGCAUAUCGCCGACCAAGGAAGAAACCGAAACCAAUGAAAAGAAUCUGCAGCAGAAUGCUGCUUACCUGGGACAACUAGUGUUCAAAUUAAGGUACAAACACGAUAAAAACGCUCUGAUUGUUUCCGUGGUGCGGUGUCGCGAUCUGCCUGCCAAGGAUCCGAGUGUAGGCUCGAGCGAUCCGUACGUCAAACUGCAACUUCUCCCGGAUAAACAACACAAAGUUAAAACUCGCGUGCUCAGAAAAACCAGAAACCCAGUCUACGAUGAAGAUUUCACUUUUUACGGUUUAGGGUUUAACCAGCUGCCCAAUAUAACUCUACACUUCGUGGUGCUAAGCUUUGAUAGGUACAGUCGAGAUGAUAUAAUUGGAGAAGUGUUUGUCGCCCUUAACACAGUCGAUGUCACUCAGAUAGAAAGUCAACAAAUGGCCUUGUGCAGGGAGAUUCAGCCUAGAAGUCUUAAGAUUCGCUCUCAAGGACGUGGUGAACUUUUGGCUUCCUUGUGUUGGCAGCCUGCAGCCAACCGGCUUACCGUGGUAGUUCUGAAGGCUAGAAACCUACCCAAAAUGGAUGUGACUGGAUUAGCUGAUCCAUACGUGAAAAUUUACUUGCAAUAUAAUGGUCAAAGAAUCGCCAAAAAGAAGACCCACGUCAAGAAGAGAACAUUAAGUCCAGUUUUUAACGAAAGCUUUGUCUUUGAUAUUCCAUCGGGUGGUGAAGGUUUAGAUCAAGUCAGCCUCGAGUUCUUGCUGCUAGAUUGGGAUAGAGUCACCAAAAAUGAGGUAAUUGGAAGAUUAGAGUUGGGCGGCCCUAAAUGCAACGGCUCAGCACUACAUCAUUGGAAUGAAGUUUGCAAUUCGCCCAGAAGGCAAAUCGCUGACUGGCAUAAACUACGAGAAUAAAUGAAAAAUUGUUUAAUUGAUUUUUA